AUGGAGAGCCUCCCUGCCGAUAUGCGCUCCACACUGCCACCUGGUGCCGACGCAGACGUUGACGAGUUCAAGGCCUCGUUGAUGUGCGCAAAGAAAAAAUCAAAGCCAAAGAAGGCCAUGCCUGCCGAGAUGCAAGAGGACCAUCUUAUGUCAUCGGACCCGCUUGGCCAGAAAAAUACGCAUGCCCCCAUGGCUGCAGACGUAGCGUCGGUAGCCCAAGAGCGGGAUGCAAAAUAUGCAAAGAAUCCUGAGCUGUCAGGCGAUAGGAAAAAGUAUUCCAUCGUCCCUCCGAGCAUCCACCGUGAAGGAAACAAAAAAACCCUUUUUGCUAAUCUUGCCGAGAUCUGCAAGCGAAUGAAUCGCCCCCAGGAGCAUGUGACUAUGUUUCUUUUUUCUGAGCUUGGCACGACAGGCUCCACAGAUGCCAAGCAACAGUUGAUCAUCAAGGGCCGUUUCCAACAAAAGCAGAUUGAAAACGUACUCAAGCACUACAUUAUGGAAUAUGUGACAUGCAAGACAUGCAAGUCGCCCAAUACCAUCCUGAAACGGGAGCACCGGCUCUUCUUCCAGCAGUGCGAAGCCUGUGGCUCGACGCGUUCCGUAUCAGCAAUCAAGACGGGCUUCAAAGCACAAACAGAAAAGCGCGCCUCGCAGCGCAACCGGGAAGCAUCCUAA
Mitosporidium daphniae is the source of this 675-nucleotide messenger RNA. RefSeq lists its product as uncharacterized. The record is from RefSeq and is a predicted model, not a curated record. NCBI's taxonomy places the organism in Eukaryota, Fungi, Microsporidia. Gene Ontology annotation, molecular function: translation initiation factor binding; translation initiation factor activity; mRNA binding. The coding region runs from base 1 to 675 and encodes 224 amino acids. Gene Ontology annotation, biological process: translational initiation; formation of cytoplasmic translation initiation complex; formation of translation preinitiation complex. The transcript is spliced from 2 exons. Gene Ontology annotation, cellular component: eukaryotic translation initiation factor 2 complex.